This is a messenger RNA of Drosophila virilis, 1346 nucleotides long. RefSeq lists its product as uncharacterized. Lineage: Eukaryota; Metazoa; Arthropoda; Insecta; Diptera; Drosophilidae. Gene Ontology annotation, biological process: apoptotic DNA fragmentation. The record is from RefSeq and is a predicted model, not a curated record. Gene Ontology annotation, molecular function: RNA endonuclease activity; metal ion binding; single-stranded DNA endonuclease activity. Gene Ontology annotation, cellular component: mitochondrial inner membrane; nucleus.
UUGGUUAUACGCAAAAUGAAGUGCCUCAGUCUCCUAUUGCUAGUAGCUGCUCAAGCGGCCUGGGCUCGCGUGCCCUACCAGCCCCUGCCCGACAUUGAGUUGCCGCCAGUUCUCGAGGAUGAGAUCUACGAGCGUACCAUCUAUGUCGAGCCUUUGCCAGAAAGCCGUUCUGCCGGCUGCAGUGUGACCAUCCGCGGCGGUCUGCCCAAGCCAGAGCCAGUUUAUCUGGAAACCAACUCGGAGAACCUGUAUCCCUUCAACCAUUUGGGCGUCAUGGAGGUGGAGAAUGGCAAGACCCUGCAGCUGUGGUGCCCCAGCGGCUUUGGCACACACUCCGACAGCCUGUUGACUGCCACCUGCGUGAGCGGCACCACCUUCAAGGUGGAUGGCAAGGAACACGAAUUCAAGGAUCUCUACUGCAACUCCUGGCCUGGCUUCAAGGCUAUAAAGUCGGGCGCCACGUGCAAUGGUGGCGUGGUCAUUCGCGUGGGCUUUGAGAUAUCCUCGUCGCGUUUUGCCGAGCAAAUGCAGGUGUGCUUCAAUGAGGAGGAGGAGGUGACCCGCUACACGCGCCACCAGCUGUACCCGGGCAGCAACUACUAUGAGACGGGCGUGGACCGCAUUACCUUCCAAACGGCGGGCUACUUCGAUGGCAAGAACGUGGACAAGCUCUACACGCAGGCCACACAGCUGGAGACCAUCAACAAGGAUUUGGGCGGCGAUGCGGAUAAGUAUUUCGAUUCGGCCUCAAACGUUUACCUGGCACGCGGUCAUCUCGGCGCCAAGGCCGACUUCAACUAUGCGCCCGAGCAGCGCGCCACCUUCCUGUUCAUCAAUGCGGCGCCCCAAUGGCAGGUCUUCAAUGCCGGUAACUGGGCACGUGUCGAGGAUGGCGUCAGGGCUUGGGUGUCCAAGAACCAAUUGAAUGUCAACUGUUAUACGGGCGUCUAUGGCGUGACCACGCUGCCCAACAAAGAUGGUGUCCAGACACCGCUCUACUUGGCCCGCGAUGGCAACAACAAUGGCCUGAUUCCCGUGCCUAAGCUCUACUUCCGUGUGGUCAUCGAGCCCUCAACGCAUCGCGGCAUCGUUUUCGUCGGCGUCAACAAUCCCCAUUUGACCGAGGAAGAAAUCAAGAAGGACUACGUGAUUUGCAACGAUGUCAGCGACCAGAUCACCUACAUCAACUGGAAGAAGACGGACAUCAAGGCUGGCUGGUCCUAUGCCUGCGAGGUUGCCGACUUCCUCAAGACCGUCAAACAUUUGCCCGCUCUGACGGCCAAGGGUGGUCUACUUGUCUAGGCUGUUCCAAUAAAGACAACUGUUUAAUCGAAUAUUCAAAAAAA